ACCAGUUUCUGGACUGAUAAUUGAACCAUGGCUUCUGUUGUAGAUCCUAGCUCCAAUGCUUCUAUCUCUAAAUGUAUCACCAAGCACUUGAAUCUGCGAUUUCAUGUUGACUUUGACAGACAUGUCAUUAACGGGAACGUUGCCUUGACUAUAGAGGUACUGGAGGACAAAUUUUCAAGCCUGGUUCUUGAUACAAAGGACUUGAAGAUCAAUAAAGUCACAGCUAAUGGACAGGAGACCAAGUUUUCUCUGGGGUCCCCACACAGGUUUAAGGGUUCAGCUCUGGAGAUCAACCUGCCUUUCGAAUUGUCCAGGGGCCAGCAUGUCAUUAUCGAAGUGUCUUAUGAGACCUCACCCAAAGCCUCCGCGCUGCAGUGGCUCAGCCCAGAACAGACUGCUGGCAAGAAGCACCCCUACCUCUUCAGUCAAUGUCAGGCUACCCACUGUCGAACCAUGGUCCCCUGUCAGGAUACCCCAUCUGUGAAAAGCACCUACUAUGCUCAGGUGUCCGUCUCCAAGGAGCUGGUGGCGGUGAUGAGUGCUGUGAGGGAUGGGCAGGACGCAGACCCUCUUGACAGCAGCAGAAUGGUCUAUCGCUUCAGGCAAGCGGUUGCCAUGCCUUCUUAUUUGAUUGCCAUAGUAGUUGGUGCUCUGGAGAGCAGAGAGAUUGGGCCGAGAAGCAGAGUCUGGUCAGAGAAGGAGGUAGUGGAUCUGGCGGCCUACGAGUUUGCUGAGACUGAAGCCAUGUUGAAGAUUGCAGAGCAGCUGGCAGGACCUUAUGUAUGGGGCCAGUAUGAUGUCCUUGUGCUCCCUCCUUCCUUCCCUUAUGGAGGCAUGGAGAACCCCUGUCUGACCUUCGCCACCCCAACUUUGCUGGCUGGUGACAGAUCACUAGUUGGUGUCAUUGCACAUGAAAUCUCUCAUAGCUGGACUGGCAACCUGGUGACAAAUAAAACUUGGGAGCAUUUUUGGCUGAAUGAAGGCCACACCGUCUACCUGGAGCGUAUGAUUGGCAGCCGCAUGGUGAAUGAGCAGUUCAGGCAGUUCAAAGCGAUAGGAGGCUGGAAGGAGCUUCAGGAAUCGGUAAACACAUUUGGAGCCAAUAAUCCUCUGACAAACCUUGUCCCUAAUCUCCACGAAGUGGACACAGAUGAGGCCUUCUCUUCAGUCCCAUAUGAAAAGGGUUUUGCUCUUCUCUACCAUCUGGAAGAGCUCAUGGGAGGCCCAGAGGUAUUCAUGGGAUUCAUCAAGUCCUACAUUCAGAUGUUUGCCUAUAGCAGUGUCACCACUGAUGCCUGGAAGAACUACCUCUAUACCUAUUUCAGGGACAAGGUUGACAUUCUCAAUAAGGUAGACUGGAAUGGCUGGAUGCACACCCCAGGAAUGCCUCCAGUAAAAAAUCAAUAUGACACGUCCUUGGCUGAUGUGUGCAUUGCCUUGUGCCAGAGAUGGGUUAAGGCAAAGGAAGCAGAUUUGAAUGCAUUUACUGCAGAUGAUUUCAAGAAGUUAUCGUCCCAUCAAGUGAUUGAGUUCCUGGCUCUGUUACUGUUGGAGGACCCACUCCCACUGUCGCACGUGAAGAGAAUGCAAGAAGUGUACAACCUGAAUGCAGUGAAGAAUGCCGAAAUAAGAUUCAGGUGGCUGCGUCUCUGUGUCCGAUCCAAGUGGGAAGAAGCUGUUCCCCUGGCCUUCCAGAUGGCCACUGAGCAGGGCCGCAUGAAGUUCACACGACCUCUGUUCAGGGAGCUGUACAACUUUGACAAGUACCGCGAAAAGGCGGUCAGCACCUUUCUCAAGCACAAGGGCUGCAUGCAUCCAGUCACUGCCAUGCUGGUGGCGAAGGACCUGAAGGUCGAACCGUCAAAGAGCACAGCUUGCUAGGGAGCUUUGCUCUCUUUGCAUUCGCAUUCGCAGGCUUUCAGUGGGCUGUGCAGACACUGCUGUCAGGCUACUGUUAGGAAGAAUUCAAUAAAAAAUAAAAAUGUAGUCUUAAUAAUCAGAAAGAGCAAGCAAUGCAGAAGCAGCUGAUAUUCAGGUACAAUUGCAUUUUUCUUAUAGCUUUGCAAGGCGUGUCUUUGUGGAGGGAAACCUCGGACACGAAGUUUUUAUUAUUUCGAGAAGUGGAAGGUACAUGAGCUGAAGGUUCAUAAUGUUUUUACAUGAAACUUGCUUUUAUAACUAAGACAAAUCACCUUGAGCACAUCCAUCUAAAAGAAAAAUACGUUUUUUCAACAAAGAAAUUCUCCUACAUUGUCAGUCCCUUGCUGUCUGCUUUUUUUGUUAUAAUAAACAUUAGUUUAAAAAUG
Molecule: messenger RNA, 2306 nt
Organism: Lepisosteus oculatus (spotted gar)
Lineage: Eukaryota; Metazoa; Chordata; Actinopteri; Semionotiformes; Lepisosteidae
Gene: lta4h
Product: leukotriene A4 hydrolase
Biological process (GO): proteolysis; peptide catabolic process; leukotriene biosynthetic process
Cellular component (GO): nucleus; cytosol
Molecular function (GO): leukotriene-A4 hydrolase activity; epoxide hydrolase activity; zinc ion binding
Source: RefSeq, a predicted model, not a curated record